Molecule: messenger RNA, 1386 nt
Organism: Suillus subaureus
Lineage: Eukaryota; Fungi; Basidiomycota; Agaricomycetes; Boletales; Suillaceae
Product: kinase-like domain-containing protein
Exons: 4
Coding region: 1-1386 (461 amino acids)
Biological process (GO): protein phosphorylation; intracellular monoatomic cation homeostasis; intracellular signal transduction
Molecular function (GO): ATP binding; protein serine/threonine kinase activity
Source: RefSeq, a predicted model, not a curated record
AUGCAACCGCCCAAGGUAGUCAAGCCUGUCAUCGGCAGAACCCCUCGCUCGGCAACACCCUCUGUAACGGAUUCACCCUCACCAUCGGAGAGCGAGAGUUGGAGUGCUCCUUCGACCCGUCCCCCAAGCCAGGCCGCAAGCCGGCCUCCUAGCCUGUCUGGCGGUGUGUCGGGCAACAAAAUAACCGUGCCACAUACGUCAAAUACUCCUCAGAAGAGCAAACCUUUGCCAUCAGAGAAACCAUCUUCAACGCCUACCAGCCGGUCGAGGGCACCCUCAAACGCUCAGUUGGAUGGUGGGCAGAAAUUCACUCUCAAAGAUCUCAUUACUGCUUCUGCACCUAAACUCUCACGCAAGUCUUCCGCCCGUUCAACUAGUAGCAGGAAGUCAGAUUCCGAUGUGGAACGAAAAUCGGUUGGUGGUGAGAGCGCAGCCAGUCUGACGCAGAAGUAUGGUGUUUGCCAAAAGGUUGCUAUUGGCAAGGGGGCUACUUCUGUCGUCCGCCUAGCCCAUAAGUGGGAUAGAAGUGAAGAGAAGCUGUACGCUGUCAAGGAGUUCCGCAAAAGACGAAAGAAUGAAUCAGAAAAGGAGUACGUCAAGAAACUCACUGCAGAGUUCUGUAUUUCCUCCACGCUGCACCAUAUCAACAUAGUUGAGACGGUGGACCUCGUUCAGGACGAGAACCAACAUUGGUGUGAGGUUAUGGAAUUUUGCCCUGGUGGGGAUCUCUACGCUGCGAUCAAGAAGGGUGGCAUGUCGCCCAGUGAAGUCGAGUGCUGCUUCAAGCAGCUGCUUUCGGGCGUUUCGUACCUCCAUAGUCAAGGUGUUGCACAUCGCGAUAUCAAACCGGAGAAUCUCUUUUUCGAUACCAAGGGUCAUCUGAAGAUCGGCGACUAUGGUGCAUCGACUGUGUACCGCCUGCCAUGGGAAACGACAAUUCACAUGUCAACGGGGCUUUGCGGUAGUGAGCCAUACAUUGCCCCAGAGCAAUUUUUAGGCAAACCAUAUGACGCCCGUUUAGUCGACAUAUGGGCGUGCGGUAUCGUGUAUUACUGCCUUCACUUCCAAGAGAUGCCCUGGCGCGUUGCUCAAAUGUCUGACACGCUCUAUGCAGCGUAUGUCGCAGCCUGUGCAGUUCAGCACAAAGACAAGGAUAAAGACAAGGAUGUUGUUUUCCCACCGACUAUUCACAAUCUGAGCCCACGGGCGUGCCGCAGUUUAAUCCGGAGGAUGCUUGAGCCAGACCCUAAACUGCGCUCUCCGAUCGAGGACAUCGUGGCGCAUUCAUGGGUGCAGGGUAUAGAAGUUUGUCAUGCUGUAGCAAAACCCACGCAUGUGCAUGUGCAUGCGAUGCAGCAAGCACAUGCCCAGAUCAUGUCAUCAUGA